GGACGUGUCAUUUGUGGACGGCUCGUUGGUGGCUUUGCGCAGGUUCAUUUUUGUAAAAGUCUUGUUGGAGUCUUAUUAUUGAACAAAAGUUGAAUGGUUUCAUGCGAAUUGAUCAGUUGUUAAUUUAGUUAGGAUAGUUCAAUCACAGUAAAUCAAAAUGGGAAUCAAAUUCCUCGAAGUUAUAAAACCAUUCUGCAGUAUAUUGCCCGAAAUAGCGAAACCGGAGCGAAAGAUACAAUUCAGAGAAAAAGUAUUAUGGACAGCUAUCACACUAUUUAUUUUCUUAGUAUGCUGCCAGAUCCCAUUAUUCGGCAUAAUGUCAUCAGAUAGUGCGGAUCCUUUCUACUGGAUCCGUGUGAUCCUGGCCUCAAACAGAGGAACGCUCAUGGAACUUGGUAUCUCUCCCAUCGUCACAUCAGGUCUUAUUAUGCAGCUGCUAGCCGGUGCGAAGAUCAUUGAAGUUGGUGACACCCCAAAAGACAGAGCAUUGUUUAAUGGAGCUCAAAAAUUGUUUGGUAUGGUGAUAACAGUGGGGCAGGCCAUUGUAUACGUAAUGACUGGUAUGUACGGAGAGCCCAGUGAAAUUGGUGCUGGAGUGUGUCUGCUCAUCAUCAUACAGCUGUUUGUUGCUGGACUGAUUGUACUGUUGUUGGACGAACUUUUACAAAAAGGAUACGGUCUGGGCUCUGGUAUCUCCUUGUUCAUUGCUACAAACAUUUGUGAAACUAUUGUAUGGAAGGCAUUCUCACCUGCAACCGUCAACACUGGUCGCGGCACAGAGUUCGAAGGCGCGGUCAUAGCCCUGUUCCACUUACUAGCUACCCGGCCUGACAAAGUCAGGGCCCUGCGUGAAGCCUUCUACCGCCAGAACCUGCCUAACCUCAUGAACCUGCUCGCCACCGUCCUCGUCUUUGCUAUAGUUAUAUACUUCCAGGGCUUCCGAGUGGACCUGCCCAUCAAGUCUGCUCGCUACCGCGGCCAGUACUCAUCCUACCCCAUCAAGCUGUUCUACACCUCGAACAUACCCAUCAUCUUACAAUCUGCGCUGGUUUCUAACCUCUACGUCAUCUCACAGAUGCUGGCUGUGAAGUUUAGCGGUAACUUCCUGGUGAAUCUUUUGGGCGUGUGGGCGGACGUGGGCGGCGGCGGCCCCGCUCGAGCCUACCCCGUGGGCGGCCUGUGCUACUACUUCAGCCCGCCGGAGUCGCUCGCGCACAUCGCCCACGACCCCGUGCACGCAGUACUCUACAUCUUUUUCAUGCUGGGCUCUUGCGCCUUCUUCUCUAAAACGUGGAUCGAUGUUUCCGGAUCUUCUGCUAAGGAUGUUGCAAAACAAUUGAAAGAACAGCAAAUGGUGAUGCGUGGCCACAGAGACAACUCAAUGAUACACGAGCUCAACCGUUACAUUCCAACCGCAGCUGCCUUCGGUGGUCUCUGCAUCGGGGCUCUAUCAGUGCUGGCUGACUUCCUUGGUGCGAUUGGCUCAGGCACGGGUAUCCUGCUAGCUGUCACCAUCAUAUACCAGUACUUCGAGAUAUUCGUGAAGGAACAAGCAGAGAUGGGUGGCAUGAGCACACUUUUGUUCUAAGUCUUACAUUCAAGUAAUAUCUGUACAACAAAUUGAUGUUAAAUUGGCACAAUUAAAUUGAAAUCUCUUCUCGGUCUUGUUAAGUUUAUUCCGAAAACUGAUUUGAUGUUUUAUUAUUGUUUUAUCUAAUUCUUCUAUUUUUAUCUCUUUCAUUCUACCUUGUACAUUUUUUUUAUAUCUAGAGUUCUGUUGUAACAUGACAUUAGUAUAUGACAUACUUUAAAAAAUAAAUUAUAAGGCCACGAGUAAAGUUAAAACUUUGUUAUAGGUCACUUUGGGUUGUAAUAAGAAUUGUACUUUUUCACGAGCAUUGGAUGAAGUUGGGCCAAUAAAACCAGAUUACUUAAUAUAUAAACAACUCUGACAUUAUGAUCAUACGAUUUUAACUUAUGCAGUAAGUUUUGUUAAAAAUCUCUAUCCCGUCCCACUGGCUUUACUUUAGGUAUUAUAAUUAAGAUGAUCUCGACUUAAUGUUCAGUUUUGUUGUACAGGUAUAUACUGUGAAUGAAUACUCUUUAAUAGUCUCAUGUCUGUCGGAACAACCUGGGUUUUACCGUUCUAUCCUUCUUCUAUGACAUUAAAAUCUUACACGAAAAAAUAUUUCUUCGUCAGAUCUUACUCACGUUUGCGACGUCAAAUUUGGUAGUUUCUUGUAUGAAGAGAUGUCAAUUUCGACGUCGCAAAUUACUUUUCGUGUGUAGUUACGAUUACGAUGUUAUGGAAACUCCUUGAGUUUGUCAUGGAGCCCUAUUAUCAUAAAGUCGUGUACAUAUUUUUGAAAAAUGUUGCGAUUAAAUGUGGUCGUUCCGCCCGGUUUGCGCGUGAGUGAUUUGCGUGGGUUAUGUGCUAUUUAUAUGAUAAAUUUUAAUAAUAAAAUAAUUUACCGAGA
Molecule: messenger RNA, 2477 nt
Organism: Pararge aegeria (speckled wood butterfly)
Lineage: Eukaryota; Metazoa; Arthropoda; Insecta; Lepidoptera; Nymphalidae
Gene: Sec61alpha
Product: protein transport protein Sec61 subunit alpha
Exons: 10
Coding region: 158-1588 (476 amino acids)
Biological process (GO): post-translational protein targeting to membrane, translocation; SRP-dependent cotranslational protein targeting to membrane, translocation
Cellular component (GO): membrane; Sec61 translocon complex
Molecular function (GO): signal sequence receptor activity; transmembrane protein transporter activity; ribosome binding
Source: RefSeq, a predicted model, not a curated record